AUGUAUUCCAAUCAUUUUGUACAGCCUCCACCCCCUUUCCCGUCCCCAUGUGUCCCAUUCAUCCCCCAGCAGGCGGUUUUCUCGACCUCCGGUCUCUCCUUCGUGAACUCACGCCUAAACCAGCGUAAAAUUGACACUGAUUUUUUCGAGAACUUCGCCAACAGCUGCGUUCCUUCCACAGAAAUCUCUAAAAAAAGUGUCAAAAAAUGUUUGGGCAUCUCAGAGACCCGUCAAUUAAUGUCAUUAAUAAAAUCCUUAACAAUUUCCUUAGAGAAUUCUACAAACAUCUUAAAGGCCAACAAAAACUCUCCAGAUUUUGAUUGGAAUCGAGAAUUGGAAGAAUGUAAAAAUCUGAAGAGUCAGAUAGAAAGUUGGAUGAUAAAACUGAGAGAAAAUGGCGACACUUCCGAAUUCAAGAAGAUGGUUGAGCAGAGGAGAAAGAAGAGGAUGAGGAUCAAGAGGAGAAAAAAUGCUUGGAAGUUGCAAAAGAGUUUGAAAGACGAAAGAAGAAACAAUCUUAACAAGGAAAUUGAUAAUUGGAUCAGGAGUAAGCAGGCGACGAUUGAAAAGGAGAAGCAGGAGGAGAGCCUGAAGAAAGACGCUGAUCUCGUUUUGUCUGACGUUAGGGGGAAGAGGAGUGAUGCUAAGAGAUAUCUGAAUGUGCUAAGGGAGUUGGGAAACCUGAGACGAGUGAAGGCUGCGAAUGCCAGGGCUAGAGGGGAGAAUCUGUCGGGUGCAGCUGACGAAUCCUUCGAGAGAAUCAUCUCUGGGUUGACCGAGCAUUGGUCCCAGCUAGAUCGAGAGUACUCUAUUGAGGAGCAAGGGCUCAAGCUAAUGUUGAAAACUGAUAAGGAGAGGGUGAUUGACAGAAGGAAACGCAGUGGAUUCGACGAAUGGGAACUUGCCAUUUUUGGGAGAAGACUGGGGAGUUCGAGAGCUGGGAGUGACUUGGGGAAUUUGGUGAUGAUGAGAUUUGCAUGGGAUAGGUUUAUUCAUGGAAGCGGGGGCAGGAUACCUCUGGGGUGGGUCAUGCCAGAGCCUCCGAGUUCUGGGGCAUGGCAAAAAUGUCUUAAAAAAUAAGAAAGGUGAACUAACGUCACCAACAAAACAGUAAAAUUGUUGAAAUCGAACUCGCCGAUUCUGACUAUUCAUUCAGUAAUCAUUUACAAGUUCCUUAUGUAUUGAGUUUAAUUAUUAAAAAGGCAGAGGACUAUAAAAAAUUGUAACUGUCACAGUAUUUCACUGCAUUUUCACUUCAUUAUUGUCCUAAAUUUAAGCAAAUACUUCGCUUAUUUUGUACUAGGCUUUUGUAAUAAAUUGACCAUUUAAAUAAAAACUUGAAAAUAAAAA
Molecule: messenger RNA, 1350 nt
Organism: Diachasmimorpha longicaudata
Lineage: Eukaryota; Metazoa; Arthropoda; Insecta; Hymenoptera; Braconidae
Product: programmed cell death protein 7-like
Exons: 1
Coding region: 1-1080 (359 amino acids)
Source: RefSeq, a predicted model, not a curated record